Messenger RNA from Acanthoscelides obtectus, 8124 nucleotides. Lineage: Eukaryota; Metazoa; Arthropoda; Insecta; Coleoptera; Chrysomelidae. The record is from the annotation of a GenBank genome assembly.
UCUUGCAAAAUUUACCUAAAGAGGUUGUAGAAAGUAGACGAGGCGCGGAGUUUCAAGCACGUAGUAGAUAAAAACAAGUGACACAUCCGUCAUGCGCAGAAAGGUGCAGUCGGCGGUUUCCGGUAAAUAUUUCGUUUUUGGUUCAUGUGUUGUUCUGGAAAAUGAUCAAUUUUUUAAUUUUCAAUAAAAUAUGAACAAAUUCUGCUAAUUCGAUUAGGAAUAAAACGCUAGUUUAUUAAAAAUGGGUGUCGGCGAUCUUCAGACGUUUUUGGAAAGUCCCAGUUUGGAAGGUGGAGCUGUAUCCGUAGAUUUGUUGAAAAUAGCAAGGAAUGUAACUCAAAGACAACAACCUCAUAACACCAAUCGUAAAAUUAGACCAAUAGGUAAUAAGUUGAAACUCAUCAUUGAUGCUGAAAACUGCUUGGACAGAUUGUAUGGUGGAUACUUCUCAGAUUGGGCAUGUGGGGGUCAAUGGAACCGUAUGGUACAGUUCCUUUCAUUACUGACUAGAGCUAUUGAACGCGGCAACAUUGAACUGGCAGUCGUCUUCAAUGGCACUAUUGAGCAGUGUCGUAUGAAUGAAUGGGUGGCUGAACAAGCAAACAUCAGACAGCGCGUAGGUAUGGUGUUGAAGCAUAUCAACACUAAAGCCACCCCACCACCGAAAAUUUGGUGGGCUCCACCAACAUGUCUCAGGUCAGCACUAAGGAUGGCUCUUAGGCAUUUAGGUGUUACAGUGAUGUGUACCAUGGAUGAUCAUCAUCAAGAGGUUAUAGCUUAUUGUCGAGAAUAUGGUUUUCAUGGUUUGCUUGCCGACGAUGCAGAAUAUGCUGCGUUUGACCCGCCUAGGUAUUUUUCUGCAGAAAAUUUGAAGCUCACAUAUAAGGGUUCUGUUGAAACCAAAGAGUACAUGAUAAGCGAGCUUACAAAGACGUUAAAGGUAACUCAAGAACAAGUAUGCAUUAUGGCUGCUUUGUUAGGAAACUUUUUGUUACCAGAAAGUGAUCUCCAGGACCUGUACAAGAAGCUGGGUCUAACCAAAGGAGAAAAUAGUGCAGAAAGUAACAUAAAGAAACUGGCAGAAUAUGUAGGCACCUUGCCAUCCCCUUCGAAUAUGGAUGCUUUGGUUGUAGCAGUUUUUGGCAUUCCUGAAGAUAAAAGAGCCUCGAAAUUCCGUCAAUCUGUUCAGUAUUAUUUAAAUGGGACCGCUAGCGGAUUUUUGAAGUAUUGCACGCCACCAACUAAAUCUAAGAAGGACAAAAAUAAGGCGCAACCACAGGCACCUGUUUCAAAUGAAAAAGAUGCUGCUAAUAAUGUUAAUGUUAAAACAGAUGAUCAUGAUUUAGAUACCUCAGGAUUUGCUUCUGAAACCACAGAACAGGAACAAGAGACCCUGCAGAACUACAAGCAAGCUACAGCACAUUCAGUGGUCACCAGUUUUGAUGGUCUGGAUGUAAACUUGUUAAAAAACAUAAACAGCGGUAAAUUCAUCAGCAUAAACGAACCGUACAGUGCAGUCUAUAAGUUGUCUUUUAUAGAUGAUUCACCUCUGUCAUCAGAUUCGUCCAGAUUCAAUGGCAUCUCAAAUGGUUCAGUGGGCUCCGUGAAGAGCAUACCUGGCAGUUCUGGUCAAAGGGUAAACCUGUUGGUGGGUAACAGCAGCAGCAAUACCUCUGAAAACAGUAAAAAUAGCCCCAACAGUGGAUCCGGAUCACAGAAAGCACAAAAACAAUCAGUUAGUAACAAUGCAGUGACACCCUCCGUUUCACCUGAUGUUCUGCGCACCGCUUCUCUCCGUCAUCAAAAAGGUUUGAUGGCACCCACAAUCCUACACGUACUAAGUACUCAAGAAGUGCGUUUGCCAUGUCUCAUGGAAGAUGAGGGAAACAGGGAGUUCCCACCAAUCCAUGACAUAUAUGGGCCACUUAGAAAGCGGGUCUAUGCCGUACUGUUCAACCUUCACCAUCUUAGAUAUGUGCAUGCCAAGAAGAAAGAAUCUGGAGAGCUACCAGAAAAUGUCCCCCAGCCGGAUAUUUUAGUGAAAGAAUGGAUCUAUAGUCGAUCGAAUCCUUAUCAGUAUGCAGAGGAAGUGAAGGCAGAGCCCCUUCCAUGGGCCGUACCUACUCUUCAAAGAUUGUGGUUUGGGCCUUCUGUAGACGACAAACGUCGUAGGAUGAGAGCUUUACUAUCAUGCCUCAAUUCGGAUACACCGCUGAUACUGAACACCGCGUAUGUACCUCAACACAUGUUGAUAAUGGCGUGCGUUCUGAGAUACAUAAUGUCACAGGACAGGCCGAUCAUGAGGCGACAUGAACUCGAUGCAUUCCUUUGCCAUGCUUUUAAUCCUAACUUGAUGAACCCACAGUAUUUGCAAGAAUUAACGUUAAAUGUAGUAACAUCCAGAGGUGUACAACUAGCUGCCUUAUUCAUGGAAGGUGUAGAGAUGGCGCUGUUGGCUAACGACGCUUGCGGUGCUCCCCUACCGUGGCUGAUGUGCUGCCCGUGGCUGUACUUUGAUGGCAAGCUGUUCCACUAUACCUUGACCAGAUCGGCACACGCGAAGAAUAUCCUCGAAGUGUGUGAGAACUACAUCGAGAGAGUUGUGAAAGUGGAGAGAAUGCGUAAGGCGAUUCUAGAAGGGUUGGAUGUCAAGUUUGCCAAGGUACCAUUGCCGCCAUUUGCCGGAGCACCAUUGCUUCGUCAAGGUCUGCCACAACAUUACCUGCCCCAAAUGGCCAUGACUUCGAGCCGUGGAGGUUCUAAUUUACGCCAGAGACCGAUCCCAUCUAGAGGAGGCCAACUUGAGGUGGCCGGUGUGGUGGUGGGUUCCUGGGGUGCCAACUACAGCUUCCAGUCGAGCAUGACGCGCCAGAUCUUGCCGGCUGGCGCAUCGUACAUGCAACAAGGUCGCGGUCGUGGUGGCUACAAUAACUAUGGGGGCGGUAGAGGUAGAGGCGGGCAGAACAGGAACAAAGGCGCGCCCACCUACGCUGUCCAUAACGCACGGAGGAAUCAGGGGAACAAAAAACGUAAUACUAAUAAAUCUAACAAGGGGCAAAAACAGCAGAGCCAUGCUUUAACUGUAAAAACAGAUAAUGGAGACGUGCCAGUGAAUGACGUGAUUAUCUCAGAGGAUGGCUCCACAAGCACCAGCGGCAAGAAGGAGGGAGGCAAGAAAGAAGACUGCAUCAAACCCGUAGAGCAUAAGGGCCAAGGGGAUGCUCCUUGCCACGUUACCGAAACGGCCGCGGCGUCCAACUAAGCGGUCAAUGAGAAAAAGAUAAAUUCCAGUCAAGUAUUAGGACGCAUAUCACUGAGUUGUAUGCGUAUAUAUUAGUGAUGUGUGCAAGACGUUCAGUGCAAACUUACUUUAGUUUAUGUUAGGGAUUUCUGUAAUCUGUAUAUACAUGAGGUAAUGAGGAGCGGAUUGAAGUUAGUUUUGCAAUUAGAUUUUAGAAAAUGUCGUUUUCAGACAUCUCCCAUGUGCAGUUUUGAUUCAAAUCACACACACAUACUGUUUGCAUGCUGGGCCAGCUUAAUGUAUUAUAGUACUCUUGGCUGUCCACUCUACAGCCCCUACGCAAUUUGUUUGUCGCACAUUUUAUAUUUUUCAUUUACUAAGAUAAUGUAAACUUCAGAUUUAAACAGAACCACAUAGAAAAUACAAACCAUAUCUUGUCGAGACUUGUUUGACCGCAGUUUAUGUUACUGCAACAUUUUAACAUCACAAUCACAGUUAUAAAGACAAGAGUCGAUAUAUAAAUCUUGAUGAAAGAAUCAAUGUGAUUAGUUAGGCUCUUAUGAUUAUGACUGGGGUGACAUUGUGCAGGCGCAUGUCAGCUAAGUACAGAUUCUCAGUACAACUCUUUAUGGUGCACUUUUCUCGUGGAGAAUUCCAUAAAUUUCUACAUUUUUCAAGAGGUUUUCCAUGUGAAUUGGCCAGUACCUUUAACAGGAGUUGAAUACAUGGAUAUUCGCCAAAGAAACAGUUAAGAGAAAAAAAUAACUAGAUGCAUCUUUGAGUAGGAGCUGUUUGACAUUUGAUUCACUAUAAAUAAACUGCAAAUGCAGCUAAAUUCUCUGAAUAGUCUACAGCAUUUGUCAGUUAUGUAGUUACCUACAUAUUACCAAUAUCUGUUGUGUUUUAGAUACACUAUUCACAUAGCUAUAGCUAAUAUUUUAUGAAUAAACGUAUCUUUUGGAUCCACAAAAUAUUAAUCACAAUAUUUUGUAUGUAAUUUCCACAGUUGUUGCUUCAACUUGACUAAUUUCCAUCCGCUUCCAAAUGAGACGAUAUAUGAAAUGAUUCGGGGGCGGUCAAAGACGUGAGUGGUGAUAAGUGCAAGUACUUUUCGACCAGCCCCCAAGAAUAUAUACAAGACGUGCUAGCUAGUGACCGAUUUUUAUCUCUCGUUAGCUCGACAACGAUAAUCCCAAAAUAGUUCAGUAGAUUAUAGAUGUACUGGAGGAGAUUCCCAUAGCUGUUACUUUUAGAAAAGGUAUUAUGCGUGAAAUAUGCCAGCACACGUUCGACUUAUACCCACUGUUGAAAUUCAUGGGUUGAGGAACUGUUUUUUUUUUCUAUUAAAAAACUGAAGCUUAGGGAUGUGCUCUUUGCUUUUUGGUAGAAAACGGCAUUGCUGCUAAACAGUCAUGUUUUUUUAACCAAGCCGUUGAGCCCUGUUUACCAUCCAUAGUAUCAAUUUGUCAUAUAAACUAAGAACCAAUUUUGCUGAAAGCUAUAUUUAAGUCACACUUCUUUACUGGAUAAUAUGACAGCCUUUGGGAUUUUCUUCAGUAUUUGGUGAACUGUAUCUGGUUUUACUGAACUAGAAAAGCAGUGUUGGUGCCGGAAAUGAAAGUAUGCUCCCCUUUAGGUUAGGUUUACUACAGGGUCGGACGGAUCGACACUGCUUCAUGUAGCUGUGUUCAGCUGACUGAUUGUUUGAGAGCAUAUUGUAUAUUUUUCUAUGUUUGUUACAACUGUUAUAAUUAUAUUAUGACUGAAAAGAGGGCGCUAUGAGCGCUGCUGUGAUCAUAUUUAUGGUAUUUAUAAAAAUAAAGUCGUUAGAGAUCUGUUGAUGGUGAUGAUUGAGAGCGAUGUGUUUUCGCAUCGCGGAAGAUAAAGAUGGUUAUAGGAUGGUUCGCUAUAUAAUAUAUACAUUCGAAGAUCUUUCGAUGUAAUAUUUCCAAAUCUUCACUCAGUAAACCGAAUCAGCCAACUUGCCUUUUUGUAAUCGUAAUGCCGUCUUCCUAGAAGUACCGUGAAUCAAAUUAGUGGACAUUUGUACAAUUGGCGUGUCUGUUAAGUAAAGGUUUUUUUAGCAUCAUUUAAACAUUCUUGCUAAACAUUUUUUUAAAAUAACCGUCUGUGCGUUGAAAGCGCAAAGCGACACUUGUCGUUUGAGGCCACUUCUGGCAGUGCUGCAAUUAUUUGCGCUGCAACUUGUUCUUUUAAAGCGGCGCCUUUAAUUUCAAUUUGUUUUCAAAGUAUUCUUUAAUGGUUCUUAUCAAUUUAAUCAAAUGCAAGGUACAUUUGUAUUUGUAAAUUUUAUUGCAGUAAUUUUUGCUGUUGCGAAUGUUAGAAAUUGGUGUUAGAAAAUCCACAUAUUGAUUUAUGGUACUGCCAGGUAUUCACAGCAUAUGUCUUCACUGUAGUGCAAUUAUUCAUGUACUAUUCAGUGCAAAAAAUAAUGCCCAAUUUGAAAAAUACACAUUGUGUAAAUAUCCUUAACCUUGGUACAUAAUCUGAAUCUUUUUUAUUAAGGGUCAUGUAAUUUCGCUGACAUCAGGUGUCAGGAAGUUAAUAGAAAAAGUACAGAUUUAAAUCGAAACCAACAAAUUGUAAAUGUUCAGAUUUGCGCUAUUGCUCAUAGGAGACAAUAUAGCUUUGAAGUCCACUGAACUUUAUGGAUAUGUCUUAACGGAACGUUUGUCCACCAAACUUCAACUUUAAAGAAAAAGUAUCAAAUGAAUUUAUAAUUUAUAAGCAUAUGGUAUCACAUACUGAUCAAAACAAAAAAUAUUACGAAAACAAAUUUUCAUAAUUUUAAGUAGCUGUUUAUUGCCGUAUCUUACACGUAGUCCAAGAAUUACAAAUGAACUUAGCUCACCACGGGUAGAAAUAGCAGUUUCUUCCUCAAAUGGUUGAAAUUGUAGUUGUUUGUUCAUACAAUGUAUAAUCUUUUAUGUUGUCAAAUUGUUGCUUUGUCAUUUUUUUGGUGGUAAUCUGUCAACAUUCGCAUGUAUUUUUUCUUCCAAUUUUUGUUUUAAGGAAGCUUAUUUUUUUAGUUUAUAAGCGAAUGUAUUUCUCUUUGCUUUUGGGAGGGUUUAAAUAUUUCUUUUCGCCCUGUUUAAUAUUUUUGAACUGUAACGUAUUCAAAUGAGAACCCUCUUAUUUAAAUAACCAUUAAAUAAUCUUAUAUAAUAGUAUAAUCUAAUGCUUAAACAUAUUUAGAGAUAUUUGGAAAUGUAGCACGUAAACAUGUUUUCCUUAUUUUCUUUUAUUCUAAUUCACUAUAUUGAAGGUAUUUAACAUUGUUAUUUCUGAUGUAUAUGUGUAUUGGCUCUCAAGGUGAAAGGCCAUCCAAUAUUAUUAAAGAGAAAUUAUAGUUGGAGGAGAGGCAAUCAUAGUGGAACAUUGAAUUAUUGCUUGGUGAAAUGAAACUUCCGAAAAUGUAGUGACGGUAACUAUUCCUGUACUUUGGCAAAGGUAGUCGCAAACAUAUUUCUGAGCCGACAUGGCAGUUGGAAAAAUUUGCAGAUAAGCUACAAUUAGAUAUAUUGUCUUUCUUAUCAGGACUUUCAGCUUUACACCCUGUAAUCCUAAUGAGAUAUUUCAGCAGAUAGUUAUCUGUAUACGAUUUUUCGGAUGCAUCCGCAACAGAGUAUGUUCAGUAAACAACUUUAGAGCAAAGAAAAUGGGCCCUGGCGGGAGUCGAACCCGCAUUUCCAUUCCGUGGAGCCAACCUAGCCAAUUAGUCUACAGCUCCAGCUUCCAACCAACUUUCAGAAUCUACUGUUAAAUGCAAAUGUAAUCCUAACCACGCCACUGUUGCUUUGGUUUUCAAACUGGUUCAAGUGAUGCAAAUCGGAUUGGUGAGGUAUCUCCAAUCGCUUUCUAGUGUUUUGUGGACACACACCACAGUACCACCAUGUGAGGGCAGUAACCUGUAUAUGAUUUUUCGGUUGAGGGCACCCAUAACAGCGAGUAUGUUUAGUAAACAACAACUUAAUAGAUAGGAAAAUCCCAAUGGCGCCCAUUUUCCUAUUUCUCAAGUUGUUUACUAAACAUACACGCUUUGCGGAUGCGCUCAUUCGAAAAAUCGUAUAAAGGUUACUGCCCUUGCACGGUGGGAUCAUGGUGUAUACGCACGAGGCGGCAUGCUGCAACUAGAAAGCGAUUGGAGAUACCUUACCAAUCCGGUUUGUUUCAGUUGAACGACGCCAGAUGGGGCAUCAAGCAGCUUGAAGGAACAGUGGCGUGGGUAUUAUUUAAUUUGCCUCUAGCAGCUGCAGCAGACUAACCGAUUAGGUCGGAAUGAAGGAGAUGCGAGUUCGAAUCCCGCUGGCUCCCUUUUUAUCUGUCAAAUUGUUUACUAAGCUAUUUGUGUUCAGAAGGUGAAAUAAGGCUUAACAUUCAAAUAUUCCUGUAUACGAAAUUGUACAGUUUCACAAGAAAGAUACUUCCUAUAUUUUCAACAGUUUCUUUUCACACGGUGCUAAUAGUUUCAUUAAUGCCUCUUUAUUAUUCUUAAUUAGAAAUAGUUGUCGUGAUUUUGGAAAACUUGGGACAAUAUUGCUCCUGUGAACGUAAUUAUUCAUUAUAUACUUUUAAUUUUUAUUGAGCAAUUUUCAGAAGAUAUAAUCGCUUAAUGCUGUUGUCUUGAUGUUUAUUCUGAAAUCACCAUGAAUACAAUAUCACUCUUUCCUUGUAAUUCAUUAAAAAUGAACGAAAAAUCUUUUAAAUGGAAACAACUAUUCAACUGUUAGGCAGUUUUUGAACAUGGGCAAACGAAACAUUUAAAUUUUGUAAAUGUUAGCUGGAAUGAUGGAAAGGUAACUGAAGGUAUUUCUGUGCAGUUGAAAGAGUUUGUUUGAUAUAUAAUAUACAAUUGAACCAUU